AUGGCAGCUGUUUGCGCUGCUGGAGCCGGCGUGCCUGGGACCCGGGGUCAAGCGGGCGGCCCCAAAGGAGGAGGGGGAGGGGGACCACCCGGCUUCUUCAGCUCACUCGGAGACGUACUCGCCAACCACCACAUCUCCAACUUCUUGUACGGCUCAAUACCUGCCCGUCGCCAAUCUGCCCCGAUCCACCACCGCAAGAAACGCCACGGGUACACGCGCCCCAUGUCCAGAGACUACCGCGACGCCCCGGAGCAGGACGCCAGCCCCGAGGAGGUGCACGCCUGGAUGUUGAAGGUGUUCGCUCGCCGCUCGCACCCGCACCCCGAACAGGCUCUCGAGGACACCAACUGGUCUGGCCGCGACCUGCACCGAUCCACGUAUCUUGCGACCCGACGACGCUUUCAGCUUGAACCGGAUGGCUACACUAUUGCACACGACCUGUGCGAUGCUCUCAGGGUAUGA
Molecule: messenger RNA, 462 nt
Organism: Anthostomella pinea
Lineage: Eukaryota; Fungi; Ascomycota; Sordariomycetes; Xylariales; Xylariaceae
Source: the annotation of a GenBank genome assembly